This is a messenger RNA of Papaver somniferum (opium poppy), 2584 nucleotides long. RefSeq names its product fimbrin-2-like. Gene Ontology annotation, biological process: actin filament network formation; actin filament bundle assembly. Gene Ontology annotation, cellular component: actin filament bundle; cytoplasm; actin filament. Gene Ontology annotation, molecular function: actin filament binding. The coding region runs from base 171 to 2165 and encodes 664 amino acids. Lineage: Eukaryota; Viridiplantae; Streptophyta; Magnoliopsida; Ranunculales; Papaveraceae. The transcript is spliced from 14 exons. The record is from RefSeq and is a predicted model, not a curated record.
AUCUUAAGUAUGGCUUUAGCUGAAAAGGACAAUCUCGUCAUAUUUUGAAUUCUUCAAAAAAAAUUAAAGAGAUUAAUCCCUGAAACUUAAAACAAAACAGAAGAGAGAAGAAGAAGCUCAUACUCCAAUACUCUUCUUUCACUCUUCCCUCUCCGUCUAGAUCUCUGAUAAUGGCUGCUGGAUAUGCUGGUGUAUUGGUUUCAGAUCCAUGGCUUCAAAAUCAGUUCACUCAAGUUGAACUUAGAAGCUUAAAAUCUCAUUUUUUAUCGAUGAGAAGAGAGCUGGGAAAUGUAACGUUAGAAGAUUUACCAUCAAUGAUGUCGAAACUAAAGAUUGUUGGAGAAAAUCUGACUGAUGAAGAGAGAAGUUCUUUUUUGGUUGAAUCAAAUGGGAGUUUGACUGAAGAAGUUGAUUUUGAAGGAUUUCUUAAGGUGUAUCUGAAAAUGCAAGCUCAUACAAAUGCUAAACCAGGUGGUGGUGGUGGUGCAAAGGACUCAUCUGCGUUUCUAAAGGCUGCUACUACUACGUUACUGCAUACAAUCAGUGAAUCUGAAAAGUCAUCAUAUGUUGCUCAUAUUAACAAUUACCUUGGAGAAGAUCCAUUUUUAAAGAAAUGCCUUCCUAUAGAUCCAUUGUCUAAUGAUCUCUUUGAAGUUGUAAAGGAUGGAGUUCUUCUAUGUAAACUUAUCAAUGUGGCAGUCCCUGGGACUAUUGAUGAACGGGCAAUCAAUACUAAAAGGAUACUCAACCCUUGGGAAAGGAAUGAAAAUCAUACACUUUGUCUAAACUCUGCCAAGGCUAUUGGAUGUACAGUAGUUAACAUUGGCACCCAGGAUUUUAUUGAAGGAAGGCGUCAUCUGGUGCUUGGAGUGAUUUCUCAAAUUAUCAAGAUACAACUACUGGCAGACCUUAACUUGAAGAAAACACCUCAGCUUCUAGAGUUGGUUGAAGAUAGUAAGGAUAUGGAGGAGCUGAUGGGUCUAGCCCCUGAGAAGAUAUUGCUGAGGUGGAUGAAUUUCCACCUGAAGAAAACAAGCUACAAAAAAACAGUUACAAACUUCUCUUCGGAUGUGAAGGAUGGACUGGCUUAUGCACACUUGCUAAAUGUUCUUGCUCCAGAGCAUGGUAACCCAUCUAUAUUUACCUUAAAAGAUUUUCUAGAGAGAGCCAGACUAAUUCUUCAACAUGCGGACCGAAUGGGUUGCAAGAGAUACUUGACAGCAAAAGACAUAGUCGAGGGGUCGCCAAAUCUUAACUUGGCAUUUGUUGCACAUGUUUUCCAGCACAGGAAUGGUCUCAAAUCACAAACGAAGGAAAUAUCUUUUAUUGAAACUUCUCCAGAUGAAUCCCAGAUUUCCAGAGAAGAAAAAGCUUUUCGCCUUUGGAUCAAUAGUUUGGGUAAUUCGACAUAUAUUGACAAUGUUUUUGAAGAUGUUCGAAAUGGAUGGGUCCUUUUAGAGGCCUUAGACAAGGUUUCUCCUGGUAUAGUUAAUUGGAAGAUUGCAAGCAAACCUCCAAUAAAAAUGCCGUUCAGGAAAGUAGAAAACUGCAACCAAGUAGUGAAGAUUGGUAAACAGUUAAAGUUUUCCCUAGUCAAUGUUGCUGGGAAUGAUAUUGUGCAGGGCAAUAAGAAGCUUAUAUUGGCUUUCUUGUGGCAAUUGAUGCGUUGCAACAUUAUCCAGCUCCUUAAAAACUUGAGAUCUCACUCUCAUGACAAGGAGAUAACAGAUGCUGACAUUCUGAACUGGGCUAAUGUUAAAGUGAAGAAUGCAGGGAAAACCAGUCAGAUGAAAAGUUUUAAGGAUAAGAGUCUCUCUGAUGGCAUAUUUUUCCUCGAGUUGCUCAGUGCAGUGGAGCCCAGAGUUGUGAACUGGAGUCUUGUUACUAAGGGAGAAACAGAUGAGGAGAAAAAGAUGAACGCCACAUACGUUAUCAGCAUUGCUAGAAAGCUUGGAUGCUCGAUAUUCUUGCUACCAGAAGAUAUAACAGAGGUGAAUCAGAAAAUGAUGCUUACACUUACAGCAAGUAUCAAAUAUUGGUUUAUGAAACAACCCAUUGAAGAAAGACCAGGCGGAGCUUCAGAUAGCGAAAACUCAUCAGAAACAAUGUCUAACUGUACAAUGGACGAUAGUGCUUCUGAGACCUCAUCAACGGAGGACAGAUAAACAAGAGGUGACCGGUCCUAAUGGAUGUUCAGGCCAUAAAGAAUUUUACUCCAAUUUUCCACUAAAAUAUUGUGUGUAUUAUUUUUCUGUCGUAGAAUCAUGAUGUGAUGACCUGAAUAUCCAUAAAAGUGUGUUGAGGCUGUUAUAUUUAUAAGUCCGGUCUGUAGAAUGUAAGUGUAGAUUAGGUUUUGUUUCCAUCAAGAGAAUAUAUAUUGUGUAGCUGAAACAAAUGUACAUAUAAAUAUAAACCUGAAAUUUGUUUGUUUUGAAACAUAAAAGGGACAGAUUUUACAUUUUGUCCUGAACAGCAGUACUAGUUGAUUCUUUCUUCACAUUUAUGUUCAGGAAUGUAAUCAUAAUUCUUCUUGUAUGAACAGAUGAUCCCAUUAGAACUAUGCGUCUUUUGCGGGUUUUUGCGC